GAACAUCAAUAACUUCUCGCCUCGAAGCUCGGUUCGAAAAAAAGAAAAGUGAGGUAAAAACAAAGCUCGCUGCUGUUACAGCUGUAGCAUUAACAACAGACUGUUGGACGGUCUCACAACAGAAAGUUACAUCACAGUUACCUGCCACUACACCGACGAAAACUGGCUGUUAAAAUCUGCAAUCCUGAUUACGACGAGCAUGUCUGACAGACACACCGCCGACAACUUGGCUGAGAAGCUGAAUUAUAUAGUGGAGACUUGGGGACUUUCCGGGCGCGUUACAGCAUGUGUCCACGACAAUGCUAGGAAUAUUGUCCAAGCGAACAAUCCUACACGAGUCAGCUGGAAAUCAGUAGCGUGUUUUGCGCACACCCUGAAUCUCGCUGUCAAUGAUGGUUUUGCUUCUGCUGGGGUAGACAGAGCAAUCGCGGCAGCGGGAAGGUUGGUCAAACAUUUCCACCACAGCACAAUCGCAACCAAAGCCCUGGAAGAAAAGCAACACCAAAUGUCGCUUCCUCCGCAUCGCCUCAUUCAAUCCUGUAAAACCAGGUGGAAUUCAGUGUGCGACAUGUUUGAGCGCCUGGUUGAACAGCGAUGGGCUGUGUCAGCCGUGCUAUCAGACCGAUCCGUGACAAAACUGGCAGAUGCGAGGACGCUGGAGUUGAGAGACGACUACUGGCAGCUAAUGGAAGAUAUGGCACCCGUGUUGGGAACAUUGAAGUGUGCAACUACGGUGAUGUUUGCGGAGUCGGAGGUGUCAAUCUCAAACACGUACCCCAUCACGUUCAGUCUAAUCAACACUCACCUCAGCGCUUCAGACGAGGACAGCCCCAAAGUCGCAGACUUCAAGGAAAAAGUGCGAGAUUCGCUGGGCGAGCGCAUGAAGAUUCAGUCUGAUGACCUCAACACAUCCACCCCUAUGAUCGGAACAAUGCUUGACCCUCGUCACAAACACCUGGGAUUUCUUCCUCCAGCUACCAGGAAGUCAGCUCAUUCCACGCUGCUUCAAAUGGCUACAGCCGAACGCGACAGCAUCACUGCAGGUGCCGCCACCGCUGGAGACGACGGUAACACUGUCCAUACAGCAGGGCCUCGGCGACAUGGGGCUAAGCCUACAUCUGCUAUGAGUUUACUUCUGGGUGAAACCUAUUCCGAUGCCCGUAAAGUGACCCUGUGA
Messenger RNA from Fundulus heteroclitus (mummichog), 1177 nucleotides. RefSeq names its product zinc finger BED domain-containing protein 1-like. The transcript is spliced from 3 exons. NCBI's taxonomy places the organism in Eukaryota, Metazoa, Chordata, Actinopteri, Cyprinodontiformes, Fundulidae. The record is from RefSeq and is a predicted model, not a curated record. The coding region runs from base 200 to 1177 and encodes 325 amino acids.